UCCAGAUAACCCACAGGCCUUGCACUCCCGGGGCGCUUCCUGCACACAGCGCGGUGGGCGUGGGCCUGGCUCGUCCCCUCCCCGCCUCCCCUCUGCCCCAGCAGGGAGCAGGACCACAGACGAAGGCAGGCGGGGCAGAGCGACCAUGGCGGGGACUCGGGCGGUCCUGCCGCCUCUUGUCCUGCUGCUCACGGGUCUGGUGGCCGCCUCAGAGACUCAAGGGGGUGAAGCUGCCCCCAGGGAGCGUCCUGGGCUCACUGACACACAUGAUUUUGAGCCCCAACUGCAGGCACACUCUUUAGCCCUGGCUGGGGGCACCCAGAAUCAGCAGGGCUCCCUGAAGGAGCGUCUGGAAAGGCUGGAGGCUGAGCUGGUGGAGCUCAGAGAGCAGAAGCGGGUGCUGCAGACUCGGGUGAGCCAGCUGGAGUCUUGUGAAUGCCGCCCGGCUUCUGCCACAUGCUGGGGGUUGGGGCGCUCCUGGCCUGAGGGGGCCCACUGGAAGCCCGACGACUGCACCACCUGCCACUGCCUGGAAGGAGCAGUAAGCUGUACCCAGUCGCCAUGCCCGACAGGCCCCUGCCUGGAGCCAGGAGGGUGCUGCCCGCACUGUGAGCCAGGCUGCCCUGAAGGCCACAAAGCUGGGGAAACAUGGCAACUGGAGCCCUGCGUCAUUUGCACCUGCCAGGCAGGGACCGUGCGGUGCCAGGGGCCCUCAUGCUCAGAGCUCAGCUGCCGGGAGAGCUACACGCCUCCGGGCCAGUGCUGCCCUGUCUGCCGGCCAGGCUGUGAGUAUGAAGGGCAACUCUAUGAGGAGGGGGCUGACUUCCUGUCUAGUUUCAACCCUUGCAUACGCUGCUCCUGCCUGAGGAACCUGGUCCACUGUCUGCCUGUGACGUGCCAGCCCAGCCCCUGUCCUAAACCCGUUCUGAGGCCCGGCCACUGCUGCCCCACCUGCCCAGGCUGCACAGAAGACGAUGUUCAUAGGGAACAUGGCCAAGAGUGGACUGCGCCCGGGGACCCCUGCCAAAUCUGCCAGUGCCUGGAGGGCCACAUUCAGUGUCGCCAGCGGGAAUGUGCCAGCUUGUGUCCAUACCCUGCCCGGCCCCUCCCGGGCACCUGCUGCCCUGUGUGUGAUGGCUGUUUCUUGAAUGGGCGUGAGUACCACGAUGGGGAGCUGGUGCGCUCUGGGGACUCCUGCUCUCUCUGCCACUGCGCAAACGGGAGUGUCCAGUGUGAGCCCCGGCCCUGCCCGCUGGUGCCCUGCAGUCACCCUGGCAGAGUUCGUGGUCAGUGCUGCCCGGUCUGUGAUGGCUGUGAGUACCAGGGAAACCAGUACCAGAACCAUGAGACCUUCCGCCUCCAGGAGGGCAGCCGCUGCCUGCGCUGCACCUGCCAGGCCGGCGAGGUGGUUUGUGAGGAGCAGGGCUGCCCAGUGGCCCCCUGCACCCCGUCUGACUCCAGCCCCCAGCUCUGCUCAGCCUGCGUGCUAGAUGGAGAGGAGUAUCCUGGGGGCAUCCAAUGGGAGCCCGAGGGUCAGCCGUGCACCACCUGCUCCUGUCAAGACGGGGUGCCCUUGUGUGGGGUUGUGCUGUGCUCUCCAGCACCCUGCCAGCACCCCACUCAGCCCCCUGGUGCCUGCUGCCCGAGUUGUGACAGCUGCACCUACCAAGGCCAAGUGCACAUCAACGGGCACAACUUCACUGAGUCAGGAAGCCCCUGUCGCACUUGCCGCUGCGAGGAAGGGACAGUGAGGUGCUCAGUGGUUCACUGUCCUCCCACCACCUGUGCCAGGCCCAAGAUGGGACCCGGCCAUUGCUGCCCCCAGUGUCCAGGCGACUUGUCUGCCAGGAAAGCCUUGCUCAGGUUGAUUGGAGUAUCUACUUGUGCAACUUGGGCUCCUGCCACAAACAUUGGGGUCUGGCUUGUGGGACGUCAGGGACCAGGGUGCUUUGUGUCCCAGCCCUUCUGUGUGGGGUGGGAAGCGGCUGUGCCAGGGCGAUCAGCACAGACACAGGUGCGCGCACACACCUGCGUUACCGCGCUGCUCCUGCAGGGGCACACUGCCCGCAGUCCCCGCGCCCGCGCCCGCGCCCGCGCCCUAGUGGCAGUCCCGUGGGACGCACCUCUAGGGCGGCCUGGCUACCCACCUGUCCCGACCUUUGUCCUCACCUCCCAUCACACCCAGACUGCAUCCUGGAGGAGCAGGCAUUCCCCGACGGUGCGAGCUUCUCCCAUCCCGGAGACCCCUGUCAGGAGUGCCGGUGUGAGGACGGCCAGGCCUUCUGCCAGCCUCGGUCCUGCCCCAGGGCUGCCUGUGCCCAUCCUCUGCCAGGCAUCUGCUGCCAGAACAACUGUGACGGCUAUGCCGCUGUCUGGUGAGCCGCCUUCUGCAGAGUGUAGUGGCAAUGUGCAGUGCCUGAGCCGCCGCUGUCCUCCCCUGCUGUGCCCAGAGCCUGUCCUCACCCCCGGAGAGUGCUGCCCGCAGUGCCCAGCCACCACCUCCUCAAGCUGCCUGAUUUCCGGGGGUGCCACCCCCACGUGCCCCCAGGAGCACUUCUCCCCACCUGGUGACCCCUGUCGUCGUUGCCUCUGCCUGGACGGCUCUGUGUCCUGCCAGCACCUGCCCUGCCCGCCUGCACCCUGUGCCCACCCACGUCGGGGGCCUUGCUGCCCUUCCUGUGACGGCUGCCUGUACCAGGGAAGGGAGUUUGCCAGUGGGGAACGAUUCCCGUCACCCUCUGCCACCUGCCAGGUCUGCCUUUGCUUGGAGGGGAGUGUCAGCUGUGAGCCCAGGGCUUGUGCCCCUGCACCAUGCUCCUUCCCUGCCAGGAGUGACUGCUGUCCUAUCUGUGAUGGCUGUGAGUAUCUAGGGGAGUCUUACUUGAGCGGCCAGGAGUUCCCGGAUCCUAGAGAGCCCUGUGGCGUGUGCACCUGCCUCACAGGCUCUGUCACCUGUGUUCCACGGCCGUGUGAACCCCCCAUUUGCAGUCACCCCAGCACCCCACCCGGGGGCUGCUGUCCCACCUGUGAAGGAUGUCACUAUCAGGGGGUUACUGUUGCCUCCGGGGAGACCCUCCCUGACCCCCUGGACCCCACUUGCUCCUUCUGCACCUGCCAGGACGGUUCCAUGCGCUGCCAGAAGAAGCCGUGUCCUCUAGCCCUCUGCCCUCACCCCUCCCCAGGGCCCUGCUUCUGCCCUGUGUGCCACAGCUGCGUCUCCGGGGGCCGGGAGCACCAGGACGGGGAGGAGUUCCAGGGCCCCAGUGGCAGCUGUGAGAGGUGUCACUGCCAGGACGGCCAGGUCAGCUGCGUGCAGCUGCGGUGUCCACCCCUGCCCUGCCCGCUCCAGGUCACAGAGCCAGGGCGCUGUUGCCCACGCUGCCGAGGCUGCCUGGUUGGUGGGAAGGAGCACCCAGAAGGCAGCAGCUGGCCGUCCCCGGAAGACCCCUGCUCCUCCUGCACCUGCCACGAAGGUGUGGUCACCUGUGCUCACAUCCAGUGCCUCAGUGCCUGUGCCCAGCCCCGCCAGAGACCUGGUGACUGCUGCCCUCGGUGCUCUGACUGUGAGUACCAGGGUCGGCGGUAUGAGCUUGGGGAGAGCUUCCAGCCUGGAGCGGACCCCUGUGAAGUGUGCAUCUGCGAGCUGCCACCUGAAGGCCCCCCAAGCCUCCUCUGUCACCGGCGGCAGUGUCCCAGCCUGGUGGGCUGCCCAACCAGCCAGCUACUGCCCCCUGGCCCCAAGCACUGCUGCCCCACAUGCACCCAAGCGCUGAGUAACUGCACGGAGAACCUGCUGGGGUCCGAGCUGGCCCCUCCAGACCCCUGCUAUACUUGUCACUGCCAGGACCUGACUUGGCUGUGCACUCCCCGGGCCUGUCCUGAGCUCAGCUGCCCCCCCUCAGAGCGCCACACCCGCCCGGGUAACUGCUGUCCUGAGUGCCAGGAAUGUGUGCUGGAGGCCCUGGCCCGGCGAGUGGCAGAUGGUGACAGCUGGCGGGACCCUAGCAAUGCCUGUGUGACCUGCACAUGCCUCCGAGGUCACGUGGAAUGCCACCCCGAGGAGUGCCCAGCCCUACCCUGCCCCCUGGGCUGGGAGAAGGUGCGGGAGGCUGACAGCUGCUGUGAGCGAUGCCAAGCCCUCUCGCAGUCCUGCACUCACCAGGGCAGGGAGGUGGCCUCCGGGGAGCGCUGGGCCGUUGACGCCUGUACCAGCUGCUCGUGUGUGAACGGCGCCGUGCGCUGCCAGAGCCAGCGCUGCCCGCCGCUGUCCUGUAGCCCAGACGAGGCCCCCGCCCUUAGUCCUGGCAGCUGCUGUCCCCGCUGCCUGCCCAGGCCUGCAUCCUGCAUGGCCUUCGGAGACCCGCACUAUCGCACUUUCGACGGCCGCCUGCUGCACUUCCAGGGCAGCUGCAGCUACGUGCUGGCCAAGGACUGUGGCGCCGGGGACUUCAGUGUGCAAGUGACCAACACUGACCGUGGCAGCAACGGGGUGGCCUGGACCCAGGAAGUGAUGGUGUUGCUGGGAGGUGUCACCGUGCGGCUGCUGCAAGACAGGCUGCUCACGGUGGAUGGGCGCCCGGUGGCAUUACCCUUCCUGCAGGAGCCCCUGCUGUACGUGGAGCUGCGGGGACGCACUGUGAUUCUGCACGCCCAGCCAGGACUCCAGGUGUUGUGGGACGGGAAGUCGCAAGUGGAGGUGCGUGUGCCCGGCUCCUACCGCAGCCGGAUGUGUGGGCUGUGUGGGAACUUCAAUGGCUUCUCCCAGGACGACCUGCAGAGCCCAAAGGGGCAGAUCCUGCCCACAGAGGCUGCCUUCGGAAACAGCUGGCAGGUUCCCGAGGGGCCGGGACCUGGCCGCCCCUGCUCCAAGGGCCUGGAGGUGGACCCAUGCCGAGUGGCAGGCUACCGAGCCCGGCGGGAGGCAAAUGCCCGCUGCAGGGUGCUGAAGUCCCGUGCAUUCAGCCGCUGCCACGCCCUAGUGCCACCAGAGCCUUUCUUCGCUGCCUGCGUGUAUGACCUUUGUGCCUGUGGCCCCGGCUCCUCCUCUGCCGCCUGUCUGUGUGAUUCCCUGGAAGCCUAUGCCAGCCAUUGUCGCCAGGCAGGGGUUACACCCGCCUGGCGGGGCCCCACACUCUGCGUGUUGGGCUGCCCGCUGGACCGUGGCUUCAUAUUCGACGAGUGUGGCCCUCCCUGUCCCCGCACCUGCUUCAACCUGCACCUGCCCCCGGGGGAGCUGGCAGCGCACUGCGUGAGCCCCUGCGUGCCCGGCUGCCAGUGCCCCGCUGGUCUGGUGGAGCAUGAGGCCCACUGCAUUGCUCCUGAGGCCUGCCCCCCAGUCGUGCUGACAGGGGAGCAGCCCCCCAGCCCCAGCCAGGAGCCCCAGGGGCCACUGUAAGCUGAGACCAUGGCAGAGCCUGUCAGGCCCCAUUGGAGAACAACUGGCUCCCUGUCUGGCCUGAACUGUGGAGAAAGUUCCAGCUGGGAGCUAGGAGCCUGGGUUCGAGUUUCAGACUCCAACUGUGUUGAGCAAGGAACAGUAAACUCAGGAGGGCCUCC
Erinaceus europaeus (western European hedgehog) is the source of this 5556-nucleotide messenger RNA. It is a transcript of the gene KCP, whose product is annotated as kielin cysteine rich BMP regulator. Gene Ontology annotation, molecular function: protein binding. The record is from RefSeq and is a predicted model, not a curated record. Bases 146 to 5395 code for a protein of 1749 amino acids. NCBI's taxonomy places the organism in Eukaryota, Metazoa, Chordata, Mammalia, Eulipotyphla, Erinaceidae. The transcript has 41 exons.